AUGCCACCAUUCAAAUUGAGAAGUAGAAGCAACAGUAGCAGUAGUUCAAAUCCGCAAACUCAAUGGUAUAAUAAUAAAAACCAGAACCAACCCUCAAUGUCAGAACCGACUUAUACGUUACCAGGCGUUAUAAACUAUCUAACAUCUGAAUUCACCAAGUUGGAACAAUUUAAAAUUGUAAACAAUUUAGAGCGAAGUGAGAUGAAAUUCAAAAUUAAGGAAUUGGAAGGGGAAAUUAAAAGUUUAACAUUCACAAAUAAAUUACAAAAGAAGACAAUUGAAAGAUUGCAGACAGAAAACAAAAAGCUAAGACUGAGACUAAACGAAGAAGAAGUCGAAGAAGUCAUUAUGACUCCAUCACCCGAAGAACUAGCAAAAAUGUCCAAGAUUGAUUUACAGACGAUUAAGAGAACAAGAGAGCGGUUGGCUAAUUCGAUGAAGGAAAUUGUAACAUUAUUAAAACCACCUACUUUAGAACCAAGUAUUUCAUUGGCAAAAACUAGUAAAAAUACGAAUGAUCUAGAAUCUUUAUUGGAUAAACCUGAGAUCAACAAGGCAGACGACUUUAAUUUCAAUGUUAAACCAUAUAGUUUUGAAAGCAAGGAUUAUGAAUCACCAGUUAGAAACCCAAGUUCCCUAAUUUCCCAGUAUUUCAACAGUAAUACCGACCUUAAGGAGAUUUCUAAAGAAAAGAAAAAGGCUGAAAUGGAAAACGACAGUAUCGUUGAUGAUGACGAGAUCUUAGACGCAGAAUUAGAAGAUGUUUUGGAAAAAGCCAUUUCAGAAACAAGUGAUUCGGCAACAAUUGUACUCAAUGAUGACGAUGAUCCUCUUGCUGAUUUGAAUGAUGAUGAUUUUUCACUUGAUGAUAGCCCACAAGAGAGAAGUCAAAUCAAUAAUAACAACAAUAAUAAUAAUGAUGAUGAUGAUCUUGAUUUUGAAGAUAAGCUAUCGUCAUUCCCACUGUUAGUAUCUCCACUGUUAGUACUUCCACUGUUAGUACCUCCUCCGUUAAAAUCCCCACAGUUACAACCCCCACAGUUAGAACCCCCAGUGUUAGAGCCCCAAGUUUCAAGCUCAAUCUCAAGUUCAAGUAAGAAAAAUAAAGAGGAAGAAGGUGGCUAUGACCAUUUAGACGUGUACUAUCAUGAUCCAAACACAAUUUAUUUGAGGUCCAUGAAAGAUACAACCAAAAAGGAAGUUAAAUUGGACAUGCUUUUGGAUGGCAAACUUGCUUCGACGCAAAAAUUUGAAAUGGAAACAUCAGCGCAAGAUAUUGCUGAUAUACUCCCUAUAGAUGUACCUGAUACACUUUUAAUAGUUAAAAAGAAUGGUGAUGUCAAAAGUAUGGUAUUUGAACUAGGUAAUGGCAAAGAACACACCAUAAUGUCUGUCAAGUCAGACUUCAAGGACAUUGAAUCAUGUGGAUUAACUGAGUUCACAGUAAAGAUGGAUGAUACAUACAAAUAUUAUGGAUUGUGUAUUUCAGGGAAGUCUUCCUCGAAUCGAAAAUUCCUACUGAAGAUAUAUGAGUUAAGUUAUGAUUUGUCGAAUCGAGCAGUCACAUCUAAGGAAAUAGGCAGUUACAAUAAAAAGUUUUUAACAAAGGGCAAACCAGCAGAUGAAGUACACUUUGCUGGAUGGAUCAAUAAUGCUAAAGUUGACUCUUUGGUGGACAUUCUUGAAGCUGAUAAAGAUCCAAAAAGCAGCAUAUCGGGUGAUGAUUUGACUCUUUUGCCAUAUGAGGUAUUAUACGAUGUUGAUGGAAAGACAAUCAAAUUGAAUAUAGUUCUGAAGCAAGUUUUGGAAAUUUUAGCUUAG
This is a messenger RNA of Candida albicans SC5314, 1821 nucleotides long. RefSeq lists its product as uncharacterized. The transcript has a single exon. NCBI's taxonomy places the organism in Eukaryota, Fungi, Ascomycota, Pichiomycetes, Serinales, Debaryomycetaceae. The record is from RefSeq and is a predicted model, not a curated record. The coding region runs from base 1 to 1821 and encodes 606 amino acids.